GUCACAGUAAGCUCUUCAUGCAAACAGAUUUCGAGUUGGAUGGUCAGAAAUCUCAAGUGCACUUUGGAGUUUACUUAAGCGCUAUAUACGAAAAGCCAACCUGAAUGCGAGAGACAAAAAUCAGUAUUUGGAUACAGAGGUUUUCAAGGCCAAGAAAUCAAUUGAAAGGGAAGACAGAAGGCAAAGAUAUUUGAAUGGCGCAGCGGAACUCUGUACAAGUUAUUAUGACAAAUGCCUCCUUCGAAGACAACGAAACAGGACAGCACAACAAGACGGUGGUGUUUUUUUCAUUUUUAGGUUUAAUGUCAAUUUUUAUUGUUGCUAUCAACUGCUUCGUCGUGUUCUUGGUUUGGAAAAAAAAGGUUCUUCGUACACCGGCGAACAUUUUUUUGACAAGCCUUGCAUGCGCCGAUUUCUUUUCAGGAUCUUGUGCGAUUCCACUGAUCAUAGCCUGCCAGCUUUUGGAAACACGUCAUUCGUGGAGUGGACCCCUUUGCCUGAGCAUGGAUCUUAUAAGCAGAAUGUUGUCAAUAUCCUCCAUUCUUCACUUACUAGUUAUCGCUGUAGAGAGGUACGUCGUUAUCGUACGCCAUGUUAAACCAGACGACUUUGUCAGCUGCAAGAAAUACGCUGUCAUCGUGUCUGCUUUGUGGCUUAUUCCUUUAUCUGCGUCUUUCAUACAACUAACGUGGAUUCAUAUCAAAGAUGGCGUCCCACAGUUGCGAGGUAUCUCGAAAUCCGAAAUCAUUUACGACCUUGUUUGCAUCUUCGGAUUCGUCGUUUUUCCUUUGACGAUCAUUGUUAUCGCUUACAGCAAAGUUUUUUCUGUUUUGCGAAGGCACGCUAAAGAAAUAGACAAACAGACAGCCCUUUUUAUGGCAUCUUCCAGGAAUCAAAGUCAUAAACUAAAGGAAAAGCGAGCCACAUUUAUCUACGCAUCAAUGAUCGUCUUUUACGUAAUUGGGUGGUUUCCUUACUUUCUAUUAUCUUUGUCUUAUGACCUGGGUGUUGAGGAAGUGCUCACUAUCCCCUAUUGGACUGACACUCUUUUCAUGUUUUUGAGAUUUCUGAGUCCGCUGGUCAAUCCUUUAUUAUACACAUUCUUUAAACAGGAUUUCAAAGAUGUGAUUUUUUCUAUGAGAGGGGGAUCUAAAGCGCACGCUGACACACUGUUGGAGAACUCUUCCCAGUUUGAUACGAUUCAGUUGCGAUAUCUGGGAGAUUCAGCGACAUCAAGUGAACCUCUGUGAACAAAAUGGUGGGUAAAUAUUUUCACAAAUGCAUGUCGAGGUUUUCGUUUAUCUUGAAGGUACGGUAAACUGAAAGUAAGAUAAAAACCAAACAAUUUGUUGCAAAGAAUCUUAGGCUGUACUUCUAGCAUCUUUUAUUGUGAGUACGAAGUACAAAAAAAAAAUCAGUAACAAAUACAUCUCAGAAUUUCUGUGUUAAUCAUGAUUAAGCAAAUUUCACUUAUCAAAACACCUUCUAGUAAAGACUUUUGAAUGAUUAUAUGGUUUUCUUCCCCUUUUUGUUGGUGCCAGACUGUAGAUUUUAGUUUGAGAUAUAAGAGGCCGUCACCUUUGGCACAAUUAACUCUGCUUUCCAGAUUGUCUUAGAUAAUGCCCUCUAAGCCAUUGGGACAAUUACGUGAAAGUCAUGCCAAAUAAUAAUUUAUGAUCGAACAAGAUUGUCAACUUAGAAUCGCGUAUUUGUGCAUGAUCGUUCAGGUCAUCGAAAUCGUCUCGGUAAUCUAAGGUGAACUCGGGAAAUCGGAUCGUUUUGAUUAACUGGGAACCAGGUUCCAGAAACAGGCUGAUAUUAUGGAUCAAUUUUACCUAGUCAGUUUAAGAAUUUCCUUGAAAUACUUUCGUUACAAUGUAUUUUCAGGUGCUUUGAUUGUUAUGCCAUCCCACUAUGGUGAACUUAGCGCGUAUAUAGAACUAAUUCAACUUUGUAAUUUGUGCCAUGAGCUAAAGCCGACGGUAGUCAUGAUUGACGAAAUAACUGAACCACACUGCAGCUGGAUAUUGACACUUUUUAAUUUUGACACGGGUUAAAAAUAAUGCUUUUGUAAAACGUAUGAAGCAUAAGGAGUAAAGGCUUCAAUCUUUGCCCUUCUUAAUAAACGAUAGGCUAUUAGACUGAACCUGAUCGGCCUACAUACCACUGACAAGGAGCAAACAGUGAACCUGGGCUCGAGAUUGGAUAUUCAAUGGCUCUUAAAAAGAUGGGCAGUUCAGACUGCAUAUGGCUACUGAUAUAGCAGAAGUUUUUAUAGCAUUGAAAAGAACCUGGGGUUGUAUGAUGAUGCUAGAAGGUAGCGCUGCAGAAGAUUUGUCUCGCAUGCAAAACAGAAAAUCUGCCGCAUCCCACAUACUUAUGAGAGCCCUGUUCCACAAGAGAAAGGAGAUUCAGGAAUACAGUGAAUAAUUGACACUCAACCACUAAUUAAAUGGUAACACAUAAUAAUAUUAACGAUAACAACGUAACAAAGAUAAUAAUGAUGAUGAUGACAAAAGUAAUAGUAAUGAUAGAUUAUAGGGGCUAGCUCAAAAACCUCACUGUUCCUCCAUCGGUCUAUCCUUAGGCUUCAAUAAUGAUUAGGCUAGCCUUCUUUUAAUUUUGAUCUGCCUGUUAAUUAUAAACCAUUUUCUCA
Messenger RNA from Pocillopora damicornis (cauliflower coral), 2656 nucleotides. Its product is annotated as histamine H2 receptor. Gene Ontology annotation, cellular component: membrane. NCBI's taxonomy places the organism in Eukaryota, Metazoa, Cnidaria, Anthozoa, Scleractinia, Pocilloporidae. Gene Ontology annotation, molecular function: G protein-coupled receptor activity. The record is from RefSeq and is a predicted model, not a curated record. Gene Ontology annotation, biological process: G protein-coupled receptor signaling pathway.